UACUGUUUAAAACCUGUAUUUAUUAAUAAUGUUUUUAUGAAUGUAAUUGUUUUGCUAUUAUAAUGUGAGGUGUAUUUAUCGUUGUUAUUAUUAUUAUUAUUAUUAUACUAAUCCCACAGGUUAGUAAAGCUCACUCUGACAGACUAGCCCUAUUUAUAUGGACACAGGACUCAGCAGCUGUAGUCAGAUAUCACUAAUCAUGAUCAGUAAUGAGGAAUCAGGAGGAAUCAUCAUCUAAGCUGCUGUCUGUAUAUUUUUGACCCACAAUAAACUAAUAAAAGAUUUUAAUUCUUUGUUUUUCUGUCGUUCAUUCAGGUGCAGAAAUGAUUAAAAUUCUGAGCCGGUACCGAACCUCACCGAGUCUCGUACAGGUGAACAUGAAGCUUUAACGUUACCUGAGUACUGCAGCAGUGAUGAACAGUGCUGUGAUGGAAUCAGAACUCAGACGGGUACAGAAACCUGAUCCUGCUGAUUCACAGGUUUGUACGGAUGUGAAGACGGAAGCUUGUGGGACUUUAGAUGAAGGAACAUGGAGCUGUGUGGGACACGUCCCCCCUGUGGAGCAGCAGGAUGAAGAAUUUCAGAUCAAGCUUGUAAAAGAGGAAGAUGAUGAUGAUGAUGAUGAUGAUGAAGAGCGUCUCUAUGGAGAGACGUCGAGCUCUGUGGGACACGUCGUCCCUGUGGAGCUGGUGAAAGUAGAAGAUGCUGAGGAGGAAGAUGAUGAUGAAGAUGACGGCUACCUCUGUAACACUGCAAGCACCGUUUCUUCAGCUAAUGGAUUGGGUGACGGUGUGGUAGAAGGGUUCUCCUGCUCCUCAUGUCCACUGUCCUGUUCAUCUCGACUGUACCUCCACAAGCACAUGAGGAGCUGCCAUCACGAGGAGUUCGUGAGACUUCUGAGAUCAGGAGAGAUUCAAUCUGAGAACCUGAUGCUCACCAGAAGCUCCGGCGCUCAGAAGAUUCCUCUUGGAGCUCCUCACAGUCCUGGAUCUCCUGGACCCACACGGAGAGACGUCCAUCGCUGCUCAGACUGUGGGAAGAGCUUCACUCAGCAGAGCCAUCUCCAAACACACCGGCGUGUUCACACCGGAGAGAAGCCGUACUGCUGCUCACAAUGUGGCAAGAGUUUUACUCAGUACAGCAACUUCCAAAGACACUUGCGCAUUCACACUGGAGAGAAACCAUAUCAGUGCUCAGAGUGCGGGAAGAGCUUCCCUGAUCAGCGAAACCUCAAGGAGCACCAGCACAUUCACACCGGAGAGAAGCCGCACCCCUGCCCCGACUGUGGGAAGAGCUUCAACGAGAAGUCAGAUCUGCACAGGCACCAGCGCAUUCACACCGGAGAGAAACCGUAUCAGUGCGCCGACUGCGGAAAGACGUUCACCCAGCACUGUCACCUCAAGCUGCACCAGCGCGUUCACACUGGAGAGAAGCCGUACCGGUGUUCCGAAUGUGGGAAGAGCUUCACCGUCCUCAGUUCCUUCCACAGGCACAGACGGACUCACACCGGGGACCGGCCGUACCCCUGCUCGCAGUGCGGCCGGAGCUUCAGUCAGCACUGUCACCUCAAAGAGCACCGGCGCAUUCACACCGGAGAGAAACCCUAUCAGUGCUCGCAGUGUGGAAAGAGUUUCACUCACCAGAACUCUCUCCAAAAGCACCGGCGCAUUCACACCGGAGAAGGCAGAUUCUAGAGUUGAUUCCAAAUGUGCUCAGUUUCUCAGUAGACAGCAGAUUUACACUACAACACCUAGGGUGCUCGGGUGGUGCAGAGUUCUUUAGCACUGCUGACACUCAGGUUCGAUGAAGCAGAAAUGGAAAUGACACUACAACCCCUGGCAAAAAAAAAAAACCCUUGGCACAAUUGGAAGACGUUCACCUAACUUCUUUACUUCACAGCCAACCAACAAACCACAGAUUUACUGAACAUUUAUAUAUAUAUAUAUGUAUAUAGCUUUUUCUCCCUUUUAGAGCGUCCAAUCACCCAAUUGCAUCACGCUUCCUCUCCACCAAUGCCGAUCCCCACUCUGAUUGAGGAGAACGAAGCUAACCCACGCCCCCUCCGACACGUGGGCAGCAGCCGUAUGCAUCUUAUCACCUACACAUUGACGAGUGCAGUGCAGCUCAGCGUUGUGUACGGAGACACACACCCUGAGAGCACUCUUUUCUCAUCUCUGUGCAGGCGCCAUCAAUCAGCCAGCAGAGGUCGUAAUUGCACCAGUCAUGAGAGAGGGACCCCAUCCGGCUUAGUCCCGCCCAUAUCUGAACAACAGGCCAAUCGUCGUUCAUGUGGCCGCUCAGCCUAAGCCGGCAGGCAGAGCUGAGAUUGGAUACGAUGUACUCCUGAUCCAGCUCUGGUUCCAGCGUGUGUUUUUACCGCUGCACCACCUGAGCGGCCUUUACUGAACACUCUUUAUGAAACAAGAAUAAAUGAUGGAAUCAGUGAAGAAAAGCUCAGUUAGGCAGGAACUUCACUAAUGGAACAGAGUUCCACAUCAAGCCACGUCUUCAGUAGUGGUUAACAGAUCAGCUUUCCAGUCUAGAACUUUGUCAUGGACCAAUUUUUAAACAUCCACCACAGAUUUCCAGUGGGGUCGAGAUCCGGACUGUUUGUUGCUCCGAUUUGAUUGGUCAUCGUGAAAACCACUUCAUCACCAAACCUUUUGUCUAUCAGCGGAAGAGGAAAUGUGUCCAAAAUAUUACGACUUGACUGUUGAGGUGACGAUUGUCCUCUCCGAUGGUCUGGACAGAAGCUCCAGCGUGAUCGUCUUGACCAAAGCAGAUUUAUGAAUCCUGAUUCUGAUCUGAAUAUCACUUUCAUUUAAUCACCUUCACUUCAUGAUUUCCUCUCCUCAGCCCGGCAGAUUGGUUUUGUUCUUCAGGUGCUGGUUUACGUUCAGCUUUACUGGAUUUUCUUACAUUUCUGUCACAAACACGGACUCCAGUUUCCGCUCGUCUGUUGGUUUUGUCGUGCGUUUUCCUAAGCGGCCACGGUUCCGUGUUCUGACUGAGGGCACACAACCCUAAAUGAUUUAUAGAACGUUCGACACCACGUUAUUCAUCUGAGCUGCUGUCUGUGUAUGUUUGACCCGGCAGAUUUAAACAGACAAUAAACUCAUGACGAUUAAACUCAA
Messenger RNA from Trichomycterus rosablanca, 3134 nucleotides. Its product is annotated as zinc finger protein 501-like. NCBI's taxonomy places the organism in Eukaryota, Metazoa, Chordata, Actinopteri, Siluriformes, Trichomycteridae. The record is from RefSeq and is a predicted model, not a curated record. The transcript has 5 exons. Gene Ontology annotation, biological process: regulation of transcription by RNA polymerase II. Gene Ontology annotation, molecular function: RNA polymerase II cis-regulatory region sequence-specific DNA binding; DNA-binding transcription factor activity. Bases 414 to 1694 code for a protein of 426 amino acids.